This is a messenger RNA of Malaya genurostris, 1301 nucleotides long. RefSeq names its product nucleoside hydrolase-like. Lineage: Eukaryota; Metazoa; Arthropoda; Insecta; Diptera; Culicidae. The coding region runs from base 299 to 1261 and encodes 320 amino acids. Gene Ontology annotation, molecular function: hydrolase activity, hydrolyzing N-glycosyl compounds. The record is from RefSeq and is a predicted model, not a curated record. The transcript has a single exon.
GUUGGGAAGUUUUCUGUAUUGGUUUGACGACACCCGACAGUAUAAAGCAGUUCUUAUCAGACAAUAGCUGCUUGUCUUGAACAAAUCUGAUAAGCUCUCCUGUAAACCGUUGAAAUAUUCCAACAGUAUUGUUCUGUAGCUUCUAUCAGUAUAGAGAUGAAGAUAAUUUCCUCUUCUUGUUUUUAUUGCGGAACAAGUGACAGCUCCUAACUGAGGGCUAGUUUCUAUAAAGAUCUAGAUCACUAGAACAGCAGCGAGGCAUUUGAUCGAAUUACGACUAGUUUAUUCUCCGGGUACAAUGGCUUCCGAAAAAGUUCGCAAAGUAAUAGUAGACGUUGAUGUCGGUACGGAUGAUGCUUGGGCUUUGUUGCUUCUAUUAAAGUGUGAAAGAAAAUUCAACUUCAAGGUCGAGGCUAUCACCUGUACUCACGGUAACACGAGUGUGGAUAACGGUGCCCGUAACGUGAUACGUGUUCUGACAGCGAUCGGUAGAACAGAUGUUCCAGUAUUUAAAGGUGCAGUAGAACCACUCAUUACACCGGCACCAGUCCGAGAAAACCCAUUUCAUGGAGUUGAUGGUUUCGGGGAUCUAAACUUGGAGAUACCGGACGAGAGUUUGGUGCGAACGGAACAUGCUGUGAAUGAAAUUGCUCGAAGAAUACGAACCGAAUCGGGAGCACUGUCAUUGAUUUUCAUCGGACCUCUUACAAAUUUGGCUCUAUGUUUGAAGCUAUAUCCGGAUGUGUGUGAUCAAAUAAAACAUCUUUACAUCAUGGGUGGUAACCGAUACGGGAUGGGUAAUGUUACGAGUUCGGCUGAAUUUAAUUUUUGGACGGAUCCAGAAGCAGCAAACAUUGUGUUCAACUGCAUUCGAUGCCCGAUUACGGUGCUACCCUGGGAAACGUGUCUUUCGGAGCAGCGGUCCAUGUCAAUGGAGUGGAGAAUGAAGAUUGUUGGUAGCACGACUAACCAGGCAGUACAAAUGUUGAAUCGAGCGGAAGCCAAAAUUUUUGGCGAUCGACCGUUCUGGAGACCUUGCGAUGCGUUCCUGGCAGCAGUUUUUGUUAAACCUGAUAUUGUUAUCAGUUCCGAGAGGUUUCACGUCGAUGUUGAACUGAGCGGUAAAUUAACAAGAGGCCAAAUGGUUCUGGAUCAUUUGAAAUCUACUAGCGAGAAUGUUGAAAUAGUCGAUAGACUGAAUACCGACCAAUUCAAGCUGCUGAUUUUGUUUGCUGCCGAUCAUGACACUGUUAUAAGCUGAAGAUAUAUUCAAAUAAAAUGAUCAUGAAAUUCACCAACAA